GCCCACGCCCCGCCAGCUUGGCUGUAGUACCGCGCCAUAGCUUCAUUUACCACAGGCCCAACUCACCUGAGCUCUUCAAAAAGUAGCCGACUAUCAUUAUUCGCCACCUCCAGUCGUCUUUUUGCACAACUUCUUCACUUAAAAGCCAAACCGACGCACUUUUGACGUUAGUUUCCCAGCCUGCGGAGAUGGACGCGUGUCACCGCAGAGGUGUGGUGAAGAUCUAGGAAGUAACUUGGCUACUUUUCUCUCCGCUGGUUGGCAAGGAGGACGACACACAAUCUAACAAAUUGACAAAUAAAUUGUCCAUUUUGAAGAGCGUUAUCGACGCCGAAGUGCGUUUCUUCCCAAGAGUGCUUCCUUAAAAGAACUCCUCGCCUUUCUCAAGAUGAAAUGAAUGUCUUUUCUUAGAGGAUGAGCGCUUCCGAUGGAGAGGCCCGCGUCGUGCAGAUUUCCCCCAGGCUGCCCCAGGCCUCUGUGCCCACCUACUGCCCGCUUCAGAUCGGCGCCGGGGACACGGCCAGGGCAGUCAUCUCCAACGCAGUGGUCACCCUGGGGCUGGACGCCGGCAGGACGUACAACCUGCUGGAGGUGAGAAAAAGCGGCCGUGAGGAGAAGCUGACGCUGGAGGCCGGAGACUCCCCUCUGGAGCGAGUCCUGCUGUGGCCCAAGGAAGCCCAGAGGUGGCACCCUGAGAGCCGGGGGUACUACUUCAUCCUGGAAGAGGCCAACAAUGGAGACUAUGAUGAUCUGUGCGACCUCCCCACUCUGACUGAGGAUUCUAUCCUGGAGGUUUUACGGCAACGCUUCCACCAGCACAAAAUCUACACGUACGCCAGCAACAUCCUCCUGGCGCUCAACCCCAACAAGUUCCUCCCCUUGUACUACAACCCCAAGUAUGUCAAGAUGUACGAGAAUCAGCCGCUGGGGAAGCUGAGCCCGCAUAUAUUCGCCAUGGCCGACCUGGCCUACAGAGCCAUGCUGAACCGGAAGGUGGACCAGUGCAUCGUCCUGUCUGGCGAAAGUGGAUCCGGGAAGACGGAAAGCGGAAGCUACCUCGUCCACUGCCUGACGGCGCUUAGCCAGCAGACGUACUCCACCGGCAUAGAGCGCACCGUCCUGGGAGCCAGCCCCGUGCUCGAGGCUUUUGGCAACGCAAAGACACAAGAGAACGACAACUCCAGUCGCUUUGGGAAAUUUAUCCAGCUUAACUAUCUGGAGAGCGGCGUAAUCCGAGGGGCAGUUAUCAGGAAGUACCUACUUGAAAAAUGCCGCCUGGUUCGCAGAAAUAAAAGGGAGAGGAACUACCACGUCUUCUACUACCUGCUGGUGGGAGCGUCCAAAGACGAACAGGAGGAAUUCCGUCUGUUGGCGCCCCAGGAUUAUGUCUACCUCAAGCAGGAAGAUCUUCAAUUGGACGAUGACGCAAAGCUCGGACAUGAGUACAAGAGGCUUCAUCAAGCCAUGGAAAUGGUUGGCUUCCUGCCCUCCACUAAGAAACACAUAUUUUCCACCCUUUCCGCCAUCUUGCUCUUGGGCAACGUGAGCUUUACUCCGUCAGAGAACAGUGGCGCUCUGGAGGUUGGACCAGCUGACGUUUUGUCCACGUUGUCGCAGCUUCUCAAGGUCAAAAAGGAGCUGCUUGUAAAGACUCUGACCGAGAGGAGAAUAUCAACCAACAGCGGCACAGUGUUUUCACAAUACACACUACUGGAGGAGGCCACAUCCGCGCGUGACUCCAUGGCAAAGUCUUUGUACGGCGCUCUGUUUGACUGGAUCGUCCUUCACAUCAACCACGCUCUGGUCAACAGGCGUGACAUGGAGGAGUCCAUUUGUUGUUUGUCCGUUGGAGUCCUUGAUCUGUUUGGCCUGGAGAACCUGCACCCCAACAGUUUUGAGCAGCUGUGCAUGAACUAUAGCAACGAGAAGCUUCAGUGUUUCAUCAACCAGCAAAUCUUCAAACUUAAGCAGGAAGAUUAUGUGUCAGAGGGCAUCGGCUGUCAAAGCUUUGACUACAGCGACAACAGCGGCUGCAUUCAGCUGAUCACCGAUGGAAUCUUCAGCAUACUGGACGAGGAGAGCCACCUCCCUCAAUCAACCGAUGAAGCACUGUUGGACAAGCUAAAGCUGCGGCUCAAGGACAACUCGCUCUUUGCGGCCUCCGCCAACUCCACCAACUCGUUUGUCAUCCAGCACUUUGCAGGCAGCGUUCAAUAUUGUGUCAAGGGUUUCCGACAGAAAAAUACUGAUCACAUGCAGCCCGAAGUCGCAUGCCUUCUACGCAGCAGUGAGCGGUCAUUUCUGCAUCACCUGGUCACGUCCAGUCCGGAGGCUUUGUUUCGGUGGGGUGUCCUUCGAGCCACCUUCCGCAUCCUGGCAGUGUUCAAAAGCUUGGGGAGCAAAUACGCAGAGAAGAUGGCCUCCCAACGCUCGUCCCGCAAAUCCCUCAAAGAAAUGAAAUCAAGACUUUCCAGUAAUAGCUGCACGCUGGACUUCUCCUUCGAUCGCUCUGACGAACAUCCCCUUGACGUAUUCGAGGACAUCUUUGCCAAUUUCGAAAAGAGGAAGAAAACAAGAGCUGGUCGACGGAAGCAACUUAUUCCAAAGAAUCUCAUGAAUUUGCGCUCCCUCCAACACGUUGUGGGUCUGGAUCACAAUCAAAGCCACAAAUCUGCCAGCCACUGUGUCCCACGUGUGACGUCUGCCACAGUUUGCGCUCAGUUUCAGGUGUCACUCAUAGAGCUGAUGGGCACAUUGGCGAAAGCUGAGACGUCCUUUAUUUUCUGCGUGCGCUCCAACGCUCAGAAGAAAAAGUUGCACUUUGAUGAUGAGCUUGUGUGCCGGCAAAUCCGCUACACUGGCAUCCUGCAGAUGGUUCUGGUCCAGAAGUCGGGUUACUCUGCCAAAUACACUUUUAAGGAAUUUGUUGAAAAAUUCCGAAUGUUGCUUCCCAAAGAGGCAACCCCGUCUCCUGAGCACAUCACCAAACUCUUCACCAGGAUAGGCUUGGACCGGAGCACCUACCAAAUAGGAAACACUAAGGUGUUUCUUAAAGAAAGGGAGCGGCAACUGCUCCAAGACACCCUCAACAAGGAGGUAAUGCAUCACAUCAUCGUCCUCCAGCGCUGGUUCCGCACUUGUCUGAUGAGGAUGCACUUCCUGCAGAAGAGAGAUGCCUCCCUCAUCAUACAGAGGAACUGGCGUGAAUGUUCCGGGAACCGGAACAAAGCUGCCUCCGUGAUCCAGACUGCAUGGCGUACUUCACUGAAGAGGUCGGAAAAACGGGACGAAAUACCCAAUGCUGAGAAUUCGACAAAAGGCCGACCCGGACGAGUCAGCUCGUCGAAAAAAGAGCUGCGACGGCAAUGCAAAGUGGACCUCAGCCCCAACAGAAGCAAGCAGACGGACCCGGUCAACGGUGAGUCGGCACCAAAGGGCAACAAGAGGCGGGAGGGUCGGGGAUCUCCGCCAAACCUCGGCAGACCCCUCUCCGUUCCUUUGGACUCCAAAACGGGUAGCGAUGACAGCGGCGCCGGGUCCCCGAAGAGCAGCUCCCUGCAACGCUACAAAGACGGGCGCGCCUUUAAGGAGAAGCACGAGAAGUGGCGGGGGAGAACGAGCGAGGAGUCAAGUCCAGAGGUGCACAGGCAGCAAGACAAACGUAAAGAUAGCUUUCAGCAAAAGGGGAAGUCCAUGUCAGCUGAUGAACUGUCCAGGCUCAGCUCGUCUGGAUCCGACAGCUCGCCGUCUGCAAGUGAGGUCAGGGUACGCAUGCGCAAGCAUCCCAGACGUAAGCGGCGCUUAGCCUACGCCCGCAGCGGUUUGAUGGUUAACUUUGGCGGCUCCAAGGAGAGCGAGUACUGGAGCUUUCCGUUGCCGCCCAUGAGCCCCCUCGGGUCCAAACGGAAGACCUCGGCCAGUAGCGUGGAUGUCCGCGGCCUCAAAUCUCAGGUCAAGAUCCCUUCGGAGCCAGACGGAUCUAGGUACAGCCUUCCCACUAGCCGCUCUAAUGAUGAGUCCACCCUCCGAAGAUCCAACCAAUCACAUCUCACUACACCCGAUAAAAUUUGGUUUCUUAGUAGAUUCUUGCGAAAGCGACCAACUAAAAUAACCGCCAUCAGUGAGACACCGUCCGAGGAUAAAGCUGUGACCCUGCCCAGGUAUACGCCUCAGACCUACCACUUGCCAGACCAGCACUCCGCCCGGAUCGAACGCAACCCCACCAUCAAAAUCAGCCGGGCCACUCGGGGCCAGCAGUGGAACGCCUCUCUGGAGCGCGAGAUCACCAACCCCAAAGAGCUACGCAACCUGGACGAGUUUCUUGGCAACCAAGUGAACGACUUGCGAACACGAAUAAAAGAGCUGUCGCAAACAGAAGACAUCUUCCUAACAGCCACCAUGCAGUUCAGAGAGACUAUCAAAGGCAUGUUCUCUGUGCAGAAGCCUCAAAUCGGCUACAAAGACCUGAUGAAAGGCUACCAGAACAAAGUCACCUCUCUAGCCGGCCCCAAGCAGAAGAACGAAGUCUCGCUAGUGGUCAACUUGUUCCAGUCUAUGCUGGACGGCUUCAUCCGGGGGGAAAUGAAGCGGUUGGAUCCGGAGCCGGUCAAGGCUUCCAAGACGACCAAGAAGAGAAGGAAAAAGGACAAAUGUCCGGACGGUCCACUAGAUCACCGCUUCAGUACCUACCAGGUGAACAUCAUGCAGUCAUGUGACCUGUGUGGCUCAUACAUCUGGGGCAUGGAGAAAGCCUACAUGUGCAGCGCCUGCAAGGUCAUUUGCCACAAGAAAUGCCUGACCAAGAUUAUCACCGACUGCUCAACACGCUGUGCCCUGCAGGUAAAACAUGCAACACGGCUAAAACAAAGGGAAAAAAAAACACUGUCGGCUUUUUCAAAUAAUUUUUCUCAGGACGACAGCGUACCCGGCGCCCUCCACUUUGGGGUGCACGUGUGCGUCCUGACCAGCAAGACUAACCCGGUGCCCGCUGUGGUGGAGCUGCUGCUUCUGCACUUGGAGAUGAACGGCCUCUACACCGAGGGCCUCUACCGCAAGUCCGGCUCAGCCUGCCGCGCUCGGGAGCUCCAUCAGAUCAUGGAGAUGGACCCCGAGGCCGCCUGCCUGGAGAACUACCCCAUCCACACCAUUGCGGGCCUGCUUAAACGUUGGCUCCGAGAGCUGCCUGAUCCCCUCAUGACGUUUUGUCUUUAUAAGGACUUCCUGCAUGCCGUGGAACUUCCAGAAAGGUCAGAGAGGAUAAGGGCGGUGUACCAAAAGGUUGAUGAUCUUCCUCUGGCCAAUUACAACACACUGGAGCGACUUAUCUUCCAUCUCGUCAGGGUGGCAAACGAGGAAGACCACAACAAGAUGUCACCAAGCUCUCUCGCCAUUGUCUUCGCCCCGUGCAUCCUGCGCUCUCCCGACUCGGACGACCCCUUCCUGGGAAUGAAGGACGUGGGAAAGACGACAACGUGCGUAGAGAUCCUCAUCACGGAGCAGUUACGGCGCUACAAGGAGAAGUUGCAGAACAUACAGGAGCUGGAAUACGCCGAGGCCUUGGCAGUCAAUCAGCUCAAACUGAAAAGGCAAAACACGGUUGUAGAAAAACCUUCCGAGUUGAACAUUCCGGACCAAACUGAUUCCGAGGAGAGUACUCUGAUUGACAGAAUCAAGUCCAUCAAGCAAGAAAAGCUGGACCUGGCCUGCAGGCUACCCGACCUGGAGCAGGAGAACUCUGACAACGAGAUCCUGGACUCUUCUUCAUCCAUGAGCACCGAGAGUCUUGAUGAGCGUCUGGGCAGUCUGGACUCGGAGGGUCAGUGAGGAGCAAACAACCCAACAACGCCCACCGACGGCUUUAAAGCCUCUUUGAAGGAUGCCACUCACGCGUCUUAUCGUCGACGGCUACACUUUCAGCGGGGAUUUUGGCAACCUUGACAUUCCUUACAUCAACCAGGAGGAGGAAGACUCUACGGGCUGUCCGCACCACCGAGCGUCACUGCAAUCCCCUUAAGAAGAGGGGAAACAAGAGGUGUGCACUUUGUGUUGUAAAACCUUUACCAUCUGGUCAGUGCUGCUAUGGCAACGGCGUGAUGUGCUGUACCGUGUAUUUAAGACUCAGCACCACUAAGUGAUUAUACUAGUAUUUCAACAUUGUAUGUUCACCCUUUUGUUUGUAUUAAGCUACGUAUUUUGGAGGAUAAAAUAAAAUAUAUAUGUUUUCCUAUUUCCUACAUGGACAGCACCUAUGGUACUGGUAUGGACCAACAACAACAAAAAGGCUGAUUACUGCACAAAAACACUGUUGUGGAAUUGUACAUAGAGUAAGUUCACCUUGAUGCCUUUGGUUAUUUUGCUAUGACUGAUCCCUCGUUUUUUUUAGACUGAUAUAAUGUGCAUUUGUUCAUUUUGCCCACGCAUGCAUGCCGCUACAGGAACUUUGUAUAUAGCUUGCAUAACGGGAAACAAACUACAUUUUGACCUGUUGCUUAAAAUAAACUGACCAU
Messenger RNA from Entelurus aequoreus (snake pipefish), 6506 nucleotides. It is a transcript of the gene myo9b, whose product is annotated as myosin IXb. Gene Ontology annotation, biological process: intracellular signal transduction. Gene Ontology annotation, molecular function: GTPase activator activity; protein binding; ATP binding. The record is from RefSeq and is a predicted model, not a curated record. Bases 415 to 5823 code for a protein of 1802 amino acids. Gene Ontology annotation, cellular component: myosin complex. Lineage: Eukaryota; Metazoa; Chordata; Actinopteri; Syngnathiformes; Syngnathidae. The transcript has 41 exons.